GAUCUGCAGCUCUCCAUCUUAAUGGCAAACACCAACAAGACACUCAUGACAGAGUUUGUGCUGGAGGGGUUCUCAGAGCACCCUGAGCUAAGACUCUUCCUGCUUGCCUCCUUCCUGUCCCUCUACACUGUGGCACUGACAGGUAAUGCUGUGAUUAUCGCUUUGAUCAGCUUCACCACUGGCCUCCAUAGCCCCAUGUACUUCUUUCUCUGCAACUUGGCCACCAUGGAUAUUGUCUGCACCUCCUCUGUGAUGCCCAAGGCUCUGCUGGGCCUCGUGUCUGCAGAGAACACCAUUUCCUUCCAGGGCUGCAUGGCCCAGCUCUUCUUCCUUGUCUGGUCAGUAUCUUCUGAGCUGCUGCUGCUCACAGUCAUGGCCUAUGACCGCUACCUGGCCAUCUGCUUUCCUCUGCACUACAGCUCCAGGAUGAGCCCCAGCCUGUGUGGGGCCUUGGCCAUAGGUGUGUGGGGCCUUUGUGCCUUCAAUGCUUCGGUCAACACUGCUCUGAUGAUGCGGUUAUCAUUCUGUGGCCCCCGGGUGAUCACUCACUUUUUCUGUGAGAUCCCCCCUCUUCUAGUUCUGUCUUGUAGCCCCACAUAUGUGAACAGCAUCAUGACGCUUCUGGCUGAUGCCUUCUAUGGAUGUCUCAACUUAAUACUCACCCUGCUGUCCUAUGGCUACAUUGUGGCCAGCAUCUUACACAUGCGCUCAGCUGCAGGGAGGCGAAAGGCUUUCUCUACCUGUUCCUCUCAUCUCCUUGUGGUUUUGGUGUUUUAUUCAUCUGUGUUCUGUGCUUACAUCAGUCCUGCCUCCAGUUAUAGCCCACAGAGAAAUAAAACAUCUGGAGUGUUGUACACUGCAUUGAGCCCUGCCCUGAACCCCCUCAUCUACACUCUCAGGAACCAAGAGGUGAGGCGCGCACUUAGGAGACUGUUGCAUUUCUCCAGACAUCAGUUGUAA
Octodon degus (degu) is the source of this 960-nucleotide messenger RNA. Its product is annotated as olfactory receptor 13A1-like. NCBI's taxonomy places the organism in Eukaryota, Metazoa, Chordata, Mammalia, Rodentia, Octodontidae. Gene Ontology annotation, molecular function: olfactory receptor activity; G protein-coupled receptor activity. The transcript has a single exon. Gene Ontology annotation, biological process: G protein-coupled receptor signaling pathway. Gene Ontology annotation, cellular component: membrane. The coding region runs from base 22 to 960 and encodes 312 amino acids. The record is from RefSeq and is a predicted model, not a curated record.